AGGGAUGGAUUUGCUGCCAGUGGGAACUAAUCGACCUGUUGAGUGGAUUAGGGACAGAGUCCUCAGACGCACUGAUGUAUCACACAAGGUAGCGGCAUAAAGCAAAAAACCAGCCAAGAUUAGGCACUGCCCUACACAUGUAUCUGGGGUCCAUCAGCAUGUCGUGCUGGAGUGAGGCGAGCUUCAGUGCUGUCCUGCUGGGGCUCCUGGGACUCUGCUGGGGGAGUCUCUCUCCACGCAUGUCUUUCUUCAUUGGUGACCCUGAAAGAGCCUUGACCCACUUCACCAGGCCCGACGCCCAGAAUACCACCACCCUGCUGCUUAGUGAGGAUGGGGACACACUUUUCGUGGGAGCACGUGACGCUUUGUUUGCUUUGGAUGUCAGCAAGCCCGGGGUCAUAGAGAUGAUGCGAAAGCUGGAUUGGGAGCCAACUAAUGAGCUAUCUGUGUGCCAAUAUGUGGAUAAAAAGGGGGAUUGCCACAACUUUAUCCGGGUCCUUCAGCUCAUCAAUGCGACUCACAUGUACGCCUGCGGAACAUUUGCCUUCAGCCCCCGCUGCAUAUACAUAAAUCUACAGACAUUCAACUUUGAUUCAACAGCAGAGAGCGGUAAAGGUCAAUGCCCCAUGAGUCCGUAUUCGAGAAACACGGCCAUUGUUGUCGAUGGUGAGCUGUACGUAGGCACCCCCGAGGACCUCUGGGAGAAUCAACCGGGCAUCUCGCGCUACUUGAGCCAGGAGGGCCGCAAAAACCUAAAACUGGUUGAAAAUCGGUUGAAAAAAGCCACCUUCAUAAGCUCCACCUUUGUGUCCAGUGAGAACAAGGUCUAUUAUUUCUUGAAUGAAGUCAGCACCGUCCUUGAUAAACACAUCGUCCCCCACGUUGCACAGGUUUGCACGAGCGAUGUGGGUGGGCAGCGUAUCCUGUGGAAGCAGUGGACCACCUUCGCCAAAGCCGGCCUCGUGUGCCAGUCAGCCGGCAGUCUGCCGUUCAACGUCAUGCGGGACGUCGUCACCCUUCCGCCACUCGAGGACUUCAGUCCAGAUGAAACACUCUUCUACGCACUUUUCAGCUCUCAGUGGUCUGUGAACUCAAAGCACUCUGCAGUGUGUGUAUUUCGACUUGGAGACGUCAAGAAUGUUUUUUCAGGAAAAUACAGGUCAUUUAAUGAGAGAAUACGGAGCAGCGUCACUCCAGGAACGUGCGGAAUACCUCCUGAUUCUGAUGCCGACCUUAAUUUUGUGAAGGAGAACUUUGUCGCUGAGGCUAGUGUGAAUUCGGCGGAAAAGGGCUUCAUUCUGAUGCCAGAUCACAAUUAUAGCAAUCUGGCUGCUCUGAGGACUAAGGCAGCUAAUGGCAGAAGCUACACUGUGCUCUUCAUGCUUACUGAAUCCGGGUUCCUUCACAAGGUGGUUUUAUUGGAAAAGGGCCCCCAUGUCAUAGAAGAAACCCAAGUUUUCAAGCGACCGCAAUCUGUCAAGAACGUCCUCCUCUCCAUUACCAAGGAUGUGGUAUUCGUGGGGACCUCCGAGGGGGUGUUUCAGGUGCCCAUCUCCAACUGCUCCUUCUACUGGAACUGCGGGGAGUGUGUGCUGGCCCAAGACCCCUUCUGCGGAUGGGACCCCGACCAAGGUGUCUGUUCCAGGGUGACGGGAGACCCUGCUGGACUACGCCAGGAUGUGGAAAACGGAAAUGCAAUGGAGGCAUGUAACCUUUCUAACGAAAGUAGUGAAGUAGAGAAGCGUCCAUCACCAGAGCUAUUGCCUGUCCUUCUGGAUAAAAUGGUGCACCUCCGAUGUCCCAAGGCCUCCAAUUUUGCCUCGCUACGCUGGGAGCGCUCCGACGGACGCCAGCUCGACCAGGACACCUACCUACAGCAGGCUCGGGGCAGCCUGCAGUUCCCAGCCUUGCCGGAUACGCUGGGACAAUACCUUUGCAUUUCACUGGAGAAUGGCCACGAACAGACCCUGUACAGUGUGAUUGUGAUGCAGGAUGGACCACAGAUUGGAAGCAGGGAUGGAAGCAGGAACUUUAGGGGGGUGCUGGUGCUCUCUGUUUUACUCGCAGCGUCGCUCUGCCUGAUUGCUCUGGGGGGGGUCUGUAUGCUCAAGCAAAGACACUAUCUACAUGCUCAAGCGAAGACAUUGUCAGACCGGUGUGAAGCCAGGGACUAGUGUGAGCAGCAGUUCUUACCAAUGUAAUGUACACAGAUGCACAUAUACUGCUUCCACUUUUUUAAUCAGGGUCGUUUUUAAUCUUUAUGUUAUAAUUAUAUUUCUUGUUCUGUAGUUAUGAAUUUUGGUUCUGCUUUUAUUAUAUCUGGGUUUGACUGGAACUUCAGCAAGUCUUUGUGGUGUCUGGGGAGUCACAGUAUCCAGGGUAAUGUCAACCUACCACCACGAAGGAUGGAUCGCAUCCAACGGGAGUAACUGUUGAUGCUAGAGGAAGCUGUCUGAAAUAAAACCACAGCUGCGCAGCUCACUGCAGAA
Brienomyrus brachyistius is the source of this 2489-nucleotide messenger RNA. RefSeq names its product semaphorin-4A-like. Bases 138 to 2174 code for a protein of 678 amino acids. Gene Ontology annotation, biological process: semaphorin-plexin signaling pathway; axon guidance; negative regulation of axon extension involved in axon guidance. The record is from RefSeq and is a predicted model, not a curated record. NCBI's taxonomy places the organism in Eukaryota, Metazoa, Chordata, Actinopteri, Osteoglossiformes, Mormyridae. Gene Ontology annotation, molecular function: semaphorin receptor binding; chemorepellent activity. The transcript has 15 exons.